Molecule: messenger RNA, 852 nt
Organism: Musca vetustissima
Lineage: Eukaryota; Metazoa; Arthropoda; Insecta; Diptera; Muscidae
Product: lectin subunit alpha-like
Exons: 3
Coding region: 1-852 (283 amino acids)
Molecular function (GO): signaling receptor activity
Source: RefSeq, a predicted model, not a curated record
AUGACAAAAAUUUAUUGUUUCUUGGCAUUGCUACUUAUUGAGGUGGUAAUUGCCGAACCGCAGUGGUACAAUAGCUCGGAUGGCCGUCAGUAUCUGAUCGAGAGUGCUGCUAAAUACAAUUGGUUUAGGGCAAAUCAUGAAUGUUCGCGCAGAAAUUUACAAUUGGUGGAAAUUCAAUCGGAAUCCAAGAAUCAAGCAUUGGUGCAGUUAUUGAAAAACAUAUUUGGCAAAUCGACCAGUCUCUGGCUUGGUGGCAAUGAUCAAUUCAACACGGAAAUCAGCACCAAUCGUCCCUUCUAUUGGUCUGCCUCUGGUAAAACUAUGACCUAUAGCUAUUGGUAUCCCGGUGAACCGAACAAUGAACGCAACCAAGAGAAUUGUGUACAGACCUUUGCCUAUAGUCCCGAAUUCCAGUGGAAUGAUGUGUCGUGUAGCAAUCAAUAUGGUUUCAUAUGCGAACAUCAGCGAUCACAUAAUAAAUAUUCGGCAACACUACAAGAGAAACGCCAGCACGUCGUAAAGGCCAUGAAGAAAUUUUCCGAUUUCAUGCAACACGAAAAAGAGAAAAUGUUGGAUGUGGUACAUCGUACAAGGAAUCUGAUAGCAAAAAAUAACAAUGAAGUAGAACAUUUUUUGGAAGCACUGGAAAAUAAAGCAUCGCACUCAGCCAGCAGUGAUGAAAAGGAAAAUAAACAAGAAAUAACACGAUUAUCGUCCGAUAUAAAUGAUCACAUCAAUGAAUUGUAUGAAAAGCUAGAGAAUUCGACACCGAGAAUUUCGAAUAGAUUGUCACAAGAAUUAACUGAGGUGGAGCAGAAAAUUGAAGAUGUUCUUCGAAAUGUUAAAUUGUAA